ACUAAAAAGUGGACCCCAGUUGACACCGUCUUUUUCAGUCCCACUGUAACUAACAAACACUCAUCUCAUUUCUCUCUCUUCUUCCCUUUCAAAUUUCAAUCCAACCUACUCACUCACUCACUCAUUCAUUCAUUCAUCUUCUUCAAAUGCUACUGUUUUUGCUUCAAUUUCUAUCUCAUUUUCUAGGGUUUUGUUUAUGAUUUUCAAUCAAUCAAUCAAUCAAUUACAAUGCUUUCUCUCUCUUCAAUUUCCUUAAUCUUUCUCAAUAUUUCUGCAAUUUUUUUCCAGUUUUGCAAUGCUCGAGUUUUCACCUUUGAAAUGCAUCAUAGAUACUCAGAACAAGUAAAGAUUUGGUCGAAGAAGAACUAUAAUCAUCCUCAUUAUCAUCAUAGUCCUCAUUAUUAUCAUCAUCUUCAUCAUCAUUGGCCUAAGAAAGGCUCCUUUGAGUAUUAUUCUGAUUUAGCGCAGCGUGAUCGCUUCGUUCGGGGUCGCAAGAUGUCUGAACUUGAUGAACCUGUUACUUUUUCUGACGGAAAUUCUACUUUUCGAAUUAGUUCUUUGGGAUUUUUGCACUAUACAACGGUGACGUUGGGGACACCGGGAGUGAAGUUUUUGGUGGCGUUGGAUACAGGGAGUGAUCUGUUUUGGGUGCCUUGUGAUUGUUCAAGAUGUGCUCCACUUGAGGGUGCAAGUUAUGCUUAUGACCCUGAUUUUGAGCUUAGCAUAUACAACCCUAAAGCGUCAUCCACUAGCACGAAAGUCUCAUGCAAUGAUACCUUGUGUCUACACCAUAACAAAUGCUUGGAAUCAUUCAGUCAUUGCCCUUACGUAAUCUCAUAUGUCUCUGCUGAGACAUCGACCUCUGGAAUAUUAGUGGAGGAUAUUAUGCACUUGACAACAGAGGAUCACCAUCCUGAAUCGGUUGAGGCUUACAUCACAUUUGGCUGUGGACAAGUUCAGACUGGUUCGUUUCUUGACGUAGCAGCUCCCAAUGGUUUAUUUGGACUGGGUAUGGAGAACAUAUCAGUGCCCAGCAUAUUGUCCAGGAAAGGUUAUAUAGCAAAUUCUUUCUCCAUGUGUUUUGGCCGUGAUGGAGUUGGAAGAAUAAGCUUUGGUGACAAAGGUAGCCCUGAUCAGAAGGAAACUCCAUUCAAUGUAAAUCCCUUACACCCUAGCUACAACAUAACUCUAACUCAAAUUCAAGUAGGAACAGCCCUCAAUGACGUGGAAUUCACUGCUCUUUUUGAUUCUGGGACAUCUUUUACAUAUCUUGUCGAUCCCUUUUACACAAACCUUGCUAGAAAUGUAAGGAUUAAUGUGAUUCAUAUUUACCUCACAGUCUCACACUGCCAUGUUAUCCUAUCUAAUUAUGCUGUUUUCUUUCCUCCCCUGAUGUUGCAGUUUGAUUUACAAGUUAAAGAUAAGAGGCGUCCUGCUGAUUCAAGACUCCCAUUUGAGUAUUGCUAUGACAUGAGACCAGAUGCAAAUACAAGCUUAGUACCCACUGUGAGUUUUACUAUGGAAGGGGGUGGCCAGUAUAGGAUUUAUGAUCCUAUCAUUGUCAUUUCAACCCAGAUUGAACUUGUAUAUUGUCUUGCUGUUGUCAAGAGUAAAGAGCUCAGUAUUAUUGGACAAAACUUCAUGACUGGCUAUCGCAUAGUAUUUGACAGAGAAAAAUUAAGCUUGGGCUGGGAGAAAUCUGAUUGUUAUGACAUUGAGGACUUUAAACCUUCUGUAGGAGGUAAAGAGACUAAUGAUGCCCGUGUCCCUCCUGCAGUUGCUGCACAACCGGAUAAUAAAACUCAAGAUGCAACAGGGAGCACAUCUCAUAGUUCAGCAACAUCACCCACUUGCCUCUGGCAUUUUUGUGAAGUAUUUACUUCUUUGAUUACCCUAUUUUUUAUGACUUUCUUGUUUCACUAGCACUUGAGAAGUACCACAUGAUUUUUUUUUUUUUUUUUUUUCUAUGCUCUGUUCUCUUGUUAUUCUUUAAGGUCUCUACUGUUAGAAGAUAAGAUGUGUAAAGUGUAAUUUUUUAGCACUGUUAUCAAGAGAAACAGGCUAGGCCAUUAUAUUAGUACGGAGUAGUAUAUUAUUGUUUUAUAGAAUUGUAGUGAUAGAGUAUUAAACAAUUUAUAAUAUUUGUAUUGUUUUAGUA
Messenger RNA from Chenopodium quinoa (quinoa), 2158 nucleotides. Its product is annotated as aspartyl protease family protein 1-like. The transcript has 9 exons. Gene Ontology annotation, biological process: proteolysis. The record is from RefSeq and is a predicted model, not a curated record. Gene Ontology annotation, molecular function: aspartic-type endopeptidase activity. Lineage: Eukaryota; Viridiplantae; Streptophyta; Magnoliopsida; Caryophyllales; Amaranthaceae. The coding region runs from base 229 to 1923 and encodes 564 amino acids.